UUCCACACUCUUUAUAAACGCUCACUGGGUUUUUAACUAGAUAUAUUCGUCCUAGACAUUAUACAGAUCACCAUAUUUGUGUCGUCUUCUCACAUUGCCUUAUUUUGAUACCAAUUCCACCCCUGAAAUUACCCCGCCAUGGCCCCUCCUAAGGUCUUUUCUCUUGAAGGCAAAGGCCUCAAGCUGGACACCGAUGUGGAUGUCGAAGCCCAUAUUAAACCUCUGAUCGAGAGCACCGACUACACUGAAAUCCGUCUUGGUGGCAAUACUUUUGGCGUGAAAGCCUGUGAGCGCUUGGGUACCGCCUUUUCCACCCAGAAGAACCUCGAAGUCGCUGAACUUGCCGACAUUUUCACCUCGCGUCUGAUUGAAGAGAUCCCCGACGCCCUGACUCACCUUUUGAAUGCGCUCCUUGAGAUCCCGACUCUUCACACCGUCAACCUUUCCGACAAUGCCUUCGGCAAGCGGACCUCGAAGCCCCUCGUCGACUUCCUCUCUGCCCACGCUCCUUUGCGCCAUCUUAUCUUGAACAAUAAUGGAAUGGGCCCUGAUGCAGGUGUGGAGAUUGCUAGAGCGCUGGUGGAGCUUGCAAAGCGUAAGGAGGAGGCCCGCAAGGAAGGGAAAGAGGUCCCUCAGCUGGAAAGCAUUGUCUGUGGCCGGAACAGACUGGAGAAUGGAAGUAUGGCAGCGUGGGCACGUGCAUAUGAAGUGCACGCCGCAGGAAUGCGCUCAGUGAAGAUGACACAGAACGGCAUUCGUCAGGAGGGUAUCUCCCAGCUGUUGAGGGAGGGUCUCCGCCACGCCAGCAGCCUCGAAGUCCUUGACUUGCAGGAUAACACCUUCACCAUUUUGGGCUCCACGGCUCUCUCAGAGGUGCUUCCAGGCUGGACUUCCCUGCGCGAGCUCGGUGUCGGUGACUGUUUGCUCUCCGCUCGUGGUGGUGUGAAGGUUGCGCAGGCUUUGGCCGGUGCCAAGAACGAGAAGUUGGAAACACUUCGUCUGCAAUAUAAUGAUAUCACGGCCGAGGGUGUUAAACAGUUCUUGCACGCGACCAAGACCGCACUGCCUUCGUUGCGCCGAAUUGAGCUAAAUGGAAACAAGUUUAUGGAGGACGACGACAACGUCAAUGAGUUGCGCGAGGUCCUGGAGGCUCGUAAGGAAGAGCACGGCAAGGAUGACGACCCGGAGGAGAUGUGGGGUGUGGACGAGCUGGAUGAGCUCGAAGAGGAGAGCGACGAAGAAGAAGAGGAAGAGGAAGAAGAAGAGGAGGAAGAAGAGGAGAAGGCCGAGAAGUUUGUGAAAGACAAUGUUCAGGCUGAGGAGGCCAAGGUCGCUCAGAAGCAGGACAAGGACGUUGAUGAACUUGCCGAGGCUCUGGGAAAGACUGGUCUGUAAACACGCCCUGGCUUGACCGAUCAUUCGCCUACUCCCGUCAUUUCCCAUAUACCCGAUGCAGCGGCGGUACCUACUUGCGCGCAGGAGCUGCGGUCAUGUCUAAUGAUGUGUCUAGGACCGGCUGGCAUGCGUCCGUUGGUUACGGUCAAAAGAGUUCACAACAAUGAGCUCCGGAAAAGACCGAGUCAACGUGCCAGUUGAAGUUGCCCUAACACCGCCCGCCGUGAGUUGCACCCGCGCUUGGAUACGGCUGACGUCCUUUGUUUUAUGCUUCAUGUCCCCUUGUCACGCUCGCAUCUUGGUAUUUUUCAGGGACAUUAGAUUAGACAACUAUUGGCCUGUUCCAACCAUACGACUUAAAUUUUGCCCCAGUGAUGUAUAUAAUGAAUCAAAAAUGAGAACGAAAUCUACACGCAA
This is a messenger RNA of Aspergillus caelatus, 1812 nucleotides long. Its product is annotated as GTPase-activating protein RNA1. Lineage: Eukaryota; Fungi; Ascomycota; Eurotiomycetes; Eurotiales; Aspergillaceae. Gene Ontology annotation, molecular function: GTPase activator activity; small GTPase binding. Gene Ontology annotation, cellular component: perinuclear region of cytoplasm; nucleus; cytosol. The coding region runs from base 139 to 1395 and encodes 418 amino acids. Gene Ontology annotation, biological process: activation of GTPase activity; nucleocytoplasmic transport. The transcript has a single exon. The record is from RefSeq and is a predicted model, not a curated record.